AUGGCUUGUGGGCUUGUGCGGAUUAGAUUGGCCAGAUUUGGAAGAGUUAAUUCUCCGUUGUACAACAUAGUUGUUGCUAGAUCGCAUAAGGCUAGAGAUGCAAAACCUAUUGAAGUGUUGGGGACAUACAAUCCUGUUCCGAAGCCUCUGAAGAAGAGCGAGGUCAAGAAAGGAGUGAUACCAACCAAGGAAGUCGCUUUGGACUUCGAUAGAGCUAAGUAUUGGAUUGGUGUUGGUGCACAACCUAGUGACACUGUGGUGAGGUUAUUUCAAAAAGCUGGUAUUCUGGGACCAGAAUGGGGUAAUAAAAAGAGUACACUACAAGAAAGACCUACAAUACAACCAAGAAAGGAAUUACUAGAAUAA
Messenger RNA from Nakaseomyces glabratus, 366 nucleotides. RefSeq names its product mitochondrial 37S ribosomal protein bS16m (gene MRPS16). The record is from RefSeq and is a predicted model, not a curated record. Lineage: Eukaryota; Fungi; Ascomycota; Saccharomycetes; Saccharomycetales; Saccharomycetaceae. Gene Ontology annotation, cellular component: mitochondrial small ribosomal subunit; ribosome. Gene Ontology annotation, molecular function: structural constituent of ribosome. Gene Ontology annotation, biological process: mitochondrial translation.